GGAGGGGCAGAGAGAAAGGGAGUGCAGGGACAGAACUUAGAGUGGUCUAAUGAGAGAGAGAAAGGAAGGAAGAAAAGAACAGAAGAAAGUGCAGAGGCCACUUUCUAGGCCAGACCAUGAGGUGGUUCUAGGAAAGGACCAUAGUGGCAGCUCUGCUACAACUAAGCAUGAGCAAGAGUAGAGACAUGGAAAGCUCAAAGAGUAUGAUGCAGGAAUCCAGAUCGAAGCCAGCUUUGUGGGGGGGCACACCGCAAUACGACUAUAUCUGCUUUGAGAAAUGCACCUGUUACGGGAUACCCUUGGAGGCGGGACGCGAGGCCGGGGGAACAGGGGACAACCUGCACUACCUGGAGAACUCCCUCAGCCACCCACAGCUUUAUGGGCAGUACACAGACCAGGAAACUGACUUUGCUGAGAAGGAAGCAGCAAAACUACUGAACACAAACCAGGCCCAAAAGAACAACGAAAGACCCCUGAAACGUGAGAGUCAAGUAGAGAUAAAAGAAGAACGCUAUUCCAAAUGCCAAGACUGUGCUAGACACCUCCAGAAAUAUGUUACCAGGAAGCUUGGAGAGGACUGGAUUUUCUUGGUUCUGUUGGGUCUGGUCAUGGCGUUGGUGAGCUGGGGAAUGGAUUAUGCCAGUGCAAAGAGCCUACAGGCCUACAAGUGGAUGUACAGAGAGGUGCACCCGAAUGUUCCUUUGCAGUAUCUGGUGUGGGUAACAUACCCACUUGUUCUCAUACUGUUUGCGGCCAUCUUCUGCCACCUCGUCUCUCCACAGGCUGUUGGGUCUGGGAUCCCAGAGCUCAAGACAAUUAUGAGGGGAGUGGUCCUCAAGGAAUAUCUCACUCUCCAAGCAUUUGUGGCCAAAGUUGUGGGCCUCACAGCUGGGCUUGGAAGUGGCAUGCCUGUAGGGAAAGAGGGCCCUUUUGUGCACAUUGCCAGUAUCUGUGCAGCAGUACUCAGCAAGUUUAUGUCAAUUUUCUGUGGUGUAUACGAGCAGCCAUAUUAUUACACGGAUGUCCUGACUGUGGGUUGUGCUGUGGGUGUUGGCUGCUGCUUUGGGACACCACUUGGAGGGGUCCUUUUCAGCAUUGAGGUCACUUCCACUUACUUUGCUGUGCGUAAUUAUUGGAGAGGUUUCUUUGCAGCUACCUUUAGUGCCUUCAUUUUCCGAGUCCUUGCUGUUUGGAACAAGGAUGCAGUUACCAUCACAGCACUAUUCAGAACUAACUUCCGCAUGGAUUUCCCCUUUGAUCUGCAAGAGCUGCCAGCAUUUGCUGUAAUAGGGAUAUGUUCAGGAUUCCUUGGAGCAUUUUUUGUUUAUCUCAAUCGCCAAGUGGUCCUGUGCAUCCGGCGUCUUACAGCUCUAAGCCAAUUCCUCACCAAACACUUCCUCAUAUACCCCGGGUUCAUAACCUUCUUUAUAGCAUCUGUGACGUUCCCUCCAGGGUUUGGGCAGUUCAUGGCAGGAGAGUUGAUGCCACGGGAAGCCAUCAGCUCUCUCUUUGAUAACUACACCUGGGCAAAAUACACAGGAGAUCCUCAGAUCCUAGGGAAAUCUGCUGCCUGGAUCCACCCCAAAGUCAGUGUCUUCAUCAUCAUCCUACUUUUCUUUCUCAUGAAGUUCUGGAUGUCUGUCAUCGCUACCACGAUGCCAAUCCCCUGUGGAGGCUUCAUGCCUGUUUUUGUUCUGGGUGCUGCAUUUGGACGUCUUAUUGGAGAAAUCAUGGCAUCUCUCUUUCCAGAUGGGAUCCUCUUUGAUGGUAUUGUUUACAAAAUCUUACCUGGAGGGUAUGCUGUCAUUGGUGCAGCAGCUCUGACAGGAGCAGUGAGCCACACUGUGUCCACUGCGGUGAUCUGCUUUGAGCUGACAGGUCAAAUUUCCCACAUCCUGCCCAUGAUGGUAGCUGUCAUUCUUGCCAACAUGGUGGCCCAGAGUCUACAACCCAGCCUCUAUGAUAGCAUCAUCCAGGUGAAGAAGUUGCCCUACCUGCCAGAUCUGGGCUGGAAUCAUAUAAGCAAAUACAAUAUCUUUGUUGAAGAUAUUAUGGUCCAAGAUGUGAAAUUUGUCUCCUCCAACUGUAAAUAUCGAGACUUGCAAACUCUGCUCCAAAGCACCACUGUUAAGACUUUGCCUUUGGUGGACUCACCAGAGACCAUGAUCCUUCUGGGGUCUGUAGAGCGAUCCGAACUGCAGGCACUCCUCCAGAAACACAUCAGCCCAGAACGGCGACGGUGCCUCAACAGACAAAUGCAGCAGAAGCUGGCUGAGGCACCUUAUGAUGGACACAGCAAGGGAUCAGGAGCAACCCUGCCAAAGCUGAACCGUGAAUCUUUCGUUUAUGUUGAUGAAGAUGAUGAUACAGAUGAGAAGGCAGAGCAGCCUCAGCCACCAAGCCCCUCCCCUAGUCACCCAGAGGAGCCCAAUGGCCCGACAAAUCCUCUUAAACAAACACCUGAUAUUUUGGAGCCACAGCAAUUCUCAGAGAGUUUCCGGAAUUUGAGGCAACUGUUCCAGCAGCUCUUGUGCCCUUACAGCCGUCGACCUGAAACACAGAGUGCUGUCCAGGAGCCAGUGGAAGUCAUUGAGACAAUGACACCAGAAGAGAUAGAUGCUUGGGAACAGGAGGAGCUGGAAAAGGAUGUGUGCUUUGAAUGCUGCCGCAUAGACCCUUCCCCUUUCCAAUUGGUGGAGAGAACCUCCCUGCACAAGACACAUACAUUGUUUUCAUUACUGGGCCUCAGCCAUGCCUAUGUAACCAGUAUGGGGAAGCUAAAGGGAGUGCUGGCUUUGGAAGAGCUUCAAAAGGCAAUAGAGGGCUCCACACGCUCUGGAGUUCGCCUCCGCCCUCCCCUUGCCAGUUUCCGUGACACAAACCGGACUUCAAUCAGCGGUGAAAAGGCCAGCCAGGGUGCUCAGGUGUGGAGCCAGCAGGACAACAGCAUGGUGGCAGCGCAGCAAGCAGCAGACUUGGGGACAAAGAGCACACUGCCUCUCUACUCACACUCUCCACAGCCCUCUCACUUACAUGAUGAAGGGGAAGGCCAGUGCUCCAAUUAUGCCACUGAUACUGAGCUGGAAGAGAUGGAGCUCACAGGACCAGUUAAUGAAAACAUCUCAGACAUCCUGAAGGACAUCAGCCUACACUCCACUGAUCUGGAUGAAGAUGAGGAUGAAGAUGUCCCCUUAUAAGUGGUGUGAGGGCAUAGCCCAUCGUGUUGAGCCAGUCUUGAGUAUGCUCCUCAUAGAGAAGCUUUCGGAUGCUCUCUGUAAACCCCAUAGAGAAUUGAUUCAGUUGGGGGAAGGAACACAGGACUGAACCUUUUUUUCUGCUGCUUUAUGUACAAAUACCAGUUGGGUUAUUGAGCUGUGUACAGGAGUCAGAUGUAGUCUGCAUGGUGACUAAGGGAAGGCUCAUAAUGUUAAAGGCCUCUGCUUUCACUUGUGGUGAGCAAGUGUCUAUAUAACAUGUCAGAAAGGAUCAUAAGAGGACAUGAAUAUUACAUGAAUAUAUAAUCAGGAUGCCCUCGGUCAAUCUGCCAUAUAGAAAGUGGAGGGGUUGCAAAUCUUCUUAUUCUCCACUGGUGUCAUCCUUAUAGUCACACCUGACUAGCAUGCACCAGUGCAAACCAGACCUCCAGCCAAGAAGAAUACUGCUGCUGCUUCUGUCUGCAGUCCUGUCCAUGUUGCUCCUUUUGGCUAGCUCUUAACUUGCACCCCCCAAAACAUUCCCAUCUAGAACAUUUUUCCUCUUUCUUAAUUUUUACUCUGGGAUCUUCCUGAGUGGAAUUGCAGUUAGAUGUUUCUCCACUGACCUUUAGCAGAGCCAUACCCUAAAAUCAGGUGGAAGGAAAAUACUUGGUCUACAUCUCACGUCUUGAAUUCAGCCAGGGCUCAAAGAAAAGCACUGAAAGUGAGGAAAGCCUCUGUCUUCCCAUCUCCACAAUUUUUAAAUAGAAUGUGAAAAUCAUAAACAGGGGGCAUCCUCAGUGUUGGAGGGAGAGGAGUAAAACAGCAUGUAUGCACCUGUAUUUCAGUAUCUGUGUCUCUCUAAACCACUGUUGGAAUUUUUACAAAGUUAUAGUCUUAAAAUACAAUAACUUAAAAUAAACAUAUAUAUAUAUAUUGAGUGCCAAGAAUUACAGGAGAGGGAAGUCACAUUUUCUAUGCUUUGGAAACAGGUUCAUCAAUAAAACUCAUGCUCUUUUUCCUGGUAA
Messenger RNA from Gallus gallus (chicken), 4222 nucleotides. RefSeq names its product chloride voltage-gated channel 1 (gene CLCN1). NCBI's taxonomy places the organism in Eukaryota, Metazoa, Chordata, Aves, Galliformes, Phasianidae. Gene Ontology annotation, molecular function: voltage-gated chloride channel activity. The record is from RefSeq and is a predicted model, not a curated record. Gene Ontology annotation, cellular component: membrane. The transcript has 23 exons. The coding region runs from base 168 to 3197 and encodes 1009 amino acids. Gene Ontology annotation, biological process: transmembrane transport; chloride transport.